Dermacentor albipictus is the source of this 1530-nucleotide messenger RNA. The record is from RefSeq and is a predicted model, not a curated record. NCBI's taxonomy places the organism in Eukaryota, Metazoa, Arthropoda, Arachnida, Ixodida, Ixodidae.
AUGAGCUCCACUGAAGCGAUCAGAAACGAUACCGCAAAACUUACCACUGCUGAAACCACCAAUAAUAAUACGAGUCAGCAAAAGACCACAACGACUACAACAACUACUAUAACCACGACUACAACAUAUUUUACUACGCCAUCUAACAGCACGUCAGAAGAUAAACCUACUUUGCCACCUAGCGGAUCUCACCGAGCAAACAACUCCAGUAAAGCCUCAGAACCUACAACAGUGCAAACCACCACGCCAGAAACAACUAAGCUUACGCAGCAGGAAACUACCACUACGACCACAACAACCUCUCGCGCAAAGACUACAACGCCUUCCUCCGCAGCACAAAACAACAGCACAUCUACUGCGGCUAUAAGCAGUUCCACGAUCGGAGCAUCCACGAAUUUUCAAAACAUAACUACUCUUAGCCAACACGAAAGUACAAGUUCGACGUCAGAAGACUCUCGCGGAACCACGAGCUCCACUGAAGCGAUCGGAAAGGAUACCGCAAAACUUACAACCGCUGAAACCACCAGUAGUGGUACACGUCAGCAAAAGACCACAACGACUACAACAACUGCUACAACCACGACUACAAAAUAUUUUACUACGCCAUCUAACAGUACUUCAGGUACAGUUAGAAGCACUUCUACAGAGGGAACUUCCGCUAACCACGAACGCUUAACUACGAAGAACGAAAGUAGGUCUACGAUAAGUACAGCAAAUACAGAUGCUGCGGAAUUCAAAAAUGCGACGACCGACGGUUCUUUCACCCGCUAUGUUGCUCACGAAACAGAAGAUAAACCUACUUUGCAACCUAGAGGAUCUCAGCGAGCAGACAACACCAGUAAACCCUCAGAACCCACAACAGUGCAAACCACCACGCCAGAAACAACUAAGCUUACGCAGCAGGAAACUACCACUACGACCACAACAACCUCUCGCGCAAAGACUACAACGCCUUCCUCCGCAGCACAAAACAACAGCACAUCUACUGCGGCUAUAAGCAGUUCGACGAUCGGAGCAUCCACGAAUUUUCAAAACAUAACUACUCUUAGCGAACGUACCUCCACGAGUGGAACCGAAAAUGGAAAUCAUCAAGACAACAAUAAUGUGACAGUAGGCGGUUCUAGCACUCGCUCUCUUACAAGCGGAAAAGACGAAAGUACAAGUUCGACGUCAGAAGACUCUCGCGGAACCAUGAGCUCCACUGAAGCGAUCAGAAACGAUACCGCAAAAGUUACCACUGCUGAAACCACCAGUAAUAAUACGAGUCAGCAAAAGACCACAACGACUACAACGACUACUAUAACCACGACUACAACAUAUUUUACUACGCCAUCUAACAGUACUUCAGCAGGAAACUACCACUACGACCACAACAACCUCUCGCGCAAAGACUACAACGCCUUCCUCUGCAGCACAAAACAACAGCACGUCUACUGCGGCUAUAAGCAUUUCGACGAUCGGAGCUUCCAGAAAUUUUCAAAACAUCACUACUCUGAGCGAACGUACCUCCACGAGUGGAACAGAAAAUGA